CAAAAAUUCAAAAUGUUAUAACUCGUGAACGGAUGCAUAUUUUUCGACGAAAUUUGAAUUCUGUCGAUGAAAUCCAAUGUAGAUUACGAUUAAAUUCUAAGAAAUUGGAUACUACUAAAAGCAAAAAAAUUGAUGGGGUAGCAAUAAAAAAAUUUUUUUUUUUUCGCAAACUCCGAUCUCAAAAUUUUUUUGAUAUAAACUCAUCAUUUGGGUCCAAUAUCAUCCUCCACAAGUUACAUCUGGGUCCCAUGCUCUGAAGCUAAGAUACAGCAUAUCCAAAAUCCUUGCGCAAUCAAUUGAAUAUUUUAAUAGAACAUGGUUUGUAUGACGAGCACUUGGUUUUCUCUUUUAUUGCUUAGUCAAAGAUCAUGUUCUUACUCUGUUCUAGUUAACCGAUACUCAAAAGCAGAUCGUACACCACCGUUUGCAUUAGCUGCUUUGAUUCAUAAAGAACUCAUUAAAAUACAUCCAUUCUCUGAUGGAAAUGGACGUACAACGAGAGUAGUUGUGAGUAAUUAUCUAAUUAGUAAAGAAUAUUUGCCAUUGUUAGUGACUUUAAAUGAUAGAGACAGAUACAUAGAAGCUGUUCAAGCUGCUGUUGUUGACGAUAAUUUACAACCGUUUAUAGUUUAUUUGUACGAACAGCAGUUGGCUGCCUUAAAAUUUAGUGAAUCUGAAUCAAUGUGCGAUUUUCCGUAG
Didymodactylos carnosus is the source of this 699-nucleotide messenger RNA. The record is from the annotation of a GenBank genome assembly. NCBI's taxonomy places the organism in Eukaryota, Metazoa, Rotifera, Eurotatoria, Philodinida, Philodinidae.